This is a messenger RNA of Kwoniella shivajii, 300 nucleotides long. RefSeq lists its product as uncharacterized. The transcript is spliced from 4 exons. NCBI's taxonomy places the organism in Eukaryota, Fungi, Basidiomycota, Tremellomycetes, Tremellales, Cryptococcaceae. The record is from RefSeq and is a predicted model, not a curated record. The coding region runs from base 1 to 300 and encodes 99 amino acids.
AUGUCAAAUUGUCAUCCCGAGUCCUUCGUCGAAGAAGUCCAUUUCAUCAUAAUGGACCGUUCAUUCGUUCGCGCAUUCGCUCGACCUCCUAGACGAAAAUGGGAAGGAUGCGUUUCAGCCUAUGGACAACUCAAGACUUUGUUCCAGGAUUGGGUGGAAGAUUGUCAUCCAGGUGAUGAUAUCCAUCAGUUCCAAUUUAGGAUUGGAUCAGAUGGUCAAGUGUUAUCCGGUGAAGAGAGACCAAUUGAUCUCGGUCUUCAUUCUCCGACCAAAAUAACCGCUACUCGUCUCAUGAGAUGA